UCGACCUCAUCUACCACUGUUCUGGCAGGGGCGCGCGAUGCCUCGCCCUCGCAGCACCUAGCAUAUAUGGCGCCUAGGCUCCAGGCCCAUGAUCGUGAUCCUACCUAUCUCCAAUCAUGGCCUCCACCAUCGGUAACAACGACCGCCUCACCCAGCUCAAGGCCUUCGACGACACCAAGGCCGGCGUCAAGGGCCUCGUCGACGAGGGCGUUACCAUCGUCCCGCCCAUCUUUCAUCACCUGCCUGACCCUCACGACGCCACCUCUAACGCCCAUGCCGCCAUCCCGGUCAUCGAUCUCGCCGCCUUCUCAGCAACCAACAACGACGAGGCCCACGCCCACCAGCAGCUGGUCGCCCAGGUCAAGGCAGCCGCCGAGACCGUCGGCUUCUUCCAGGUCGUCAACCACGGCGUGCCCGCGGAGCUGCUCCCCCGCAUGCUCGCGUCGGUGAAAAGCUUCAACGAGGAGCCCGCCGACGAGCGGCGGCCCUACUACACCAGGGACCAGGCGAGGCGCGUGAGGCUUUGAGCUCUUUUCUAAGUGACACGGUCUUCUUCGAGGACUCGGCGGCGCCCGAGGAGAUGCCGCCGGCCUUUAGGGACGUCGUGCCGGAGUACGCCAGGCAGGCGCGGGGGCUGGCGGCGCAGCUGCUGGCGCUGCUGUCGGAGGCCCUGGGCCUGCACGCGGGCUACCUGCAGCGCGACGCCGGCUGCCUGGACGGGCCCUCGCUCGCCUUCGCCUGCCACUACUACCCGCCGUGCCCAGAGCCGUGGCUCACGCUAGGCACCACCAGGCACUCCGACCCCAGCUUCCUCACGGUGCUCCUGCAGGACGCCGUGGGCGGCCUGCAGGUGCUCCUCGGCGGCCGCUGGGUGGACGUGCCUUCGCUGCCCGGCGCGCUCGUUGUUAACAUCGGCGACUUCCUCCAGCUCAUGUCCAACGACAGGUUCAAGAGCGUGGAGCACCGGGUGGUGGCCGUGCCUCCAGGCGCCGCUGCCCGGGUCUCGGUGGCCUGCUUUUUCAGACCCUCCGGCGCCGCCACGUCCAAGGAGUACGGCCCCGUACCCGACCUCGUCAAGCCGCCGGAGGCCCCGCGUUACAGGAGCGUCACCGGCGUAGAGUUCCUCGACUACUAUAGGCAGAAGGGUCUCGACGGACGAUCGGCGCUCGACCACUUCAGGCUGCUGGUCUGAGCUUCUCAACCCAAUUAUAAUAGGUCUUCUAUUUAUGAGUCUAUAAAGAAGAUCCUACUUGUUUAGUUUCUGUGUAUGCUCUAAAAAUAGAAAAUUAUACUCAAACGUUGAAUUAUGAUGUUUCCCAAAAUCUUUUAGACAAAACCGUUCCAAUUAGCUCCAUAACCAAACACUGCCCUCGUCGGAUUCAUUCGACUCGGAUGACAGUGCUCUAAGGGCAUGUACAGUAGAGAGACACCAGAACGGUUCUCCAAGCACAGGAGACAACUAAGAGACUCUAUUGUACAAUGAAGUGUCUAUAAACGUAGUCUAUUAAUAAAUACAGAAUUAAAUGUAUUUGUAUAGCAUCAGCUCGAUAGAACAGACGACAAAUUCAUACAGUGAGAAAUGAGGCGUCUGUUACUACUUGGUUUACGAGCCAGAGGCGUCUCUUCACGGAGAGACGGCUCUAAGAUUUUUUUGCAAAUAACCCCC
This is a messenger RNA of Zea mays, 1666 nucleotides long. RefSeq names its product 1-aminocyclopropane-1-carboxylate oxidase homolog 7. NCBI's taxonomy places the organism in Eukaryota, Viridiplantae, Streptophyta, Magnoliopsida, Poales, Poaceae. The transcript is spliced from 2 exons. The record is from RefSeq and is a predicted model, not a curated record. Bases 581 to 1192 code for a protein of 203 amino acids.